AUGGUCGACGGUGCGAGUGCGACGCACCGCGACAGCCCUGCUGAUACGUGUCUGGGUCGGUGGAUGCGGUCUGCGGUGGGUGGGUGUCCACGCAGCCGGCACCGUGUGCGGCGCAGGGCCAUUGCGGCUGCGCUUUUGGCGCUGCUUGUGGCGUUGGUGCUGGCUGCUGCGGCGGCGUGGAUGCCCGCGGUGCAUGCGGUGGUGCUGCGACUGCGGGGCGGCACGGUGGACAGAGCCAUCACGGUUGGCCGCGCCGUGGACACGGUGCUGAUGGACGGCGUGUCCAUCACGAACGGCGUGGCUGUUGUGUUUGACGUUGCGGCGAUGCUUCCCGGCGCGCUGCGCAUCGAACUGAGGAACUGCGUGUGCGACGGCGGUGCGCAGAUCUACGUGCGGGGCUACAGCGGCGAGCCGGCGAGUGACCGGAGCCUGGAGGUGAGCGUGAGCGGGCUGUCCGGCAGCUACUGCUCGCUUGUGUUUGUGCACAGCCUGCCGGCACACACGAACGUGACGGUCCGUGACUCGACGGUUGUGACGGCGGGGCCGAUGCGCUACUCGCAGCUGAGCGGGCUGACGGACGCGGUGGCGGCGCCGCUUGUGCUACACGCGACGUCGCUGUUACAGACACAGCUGCGUGUGAGCAACACUGUGCUGAGGUCGUCGCAGGCGGGCGGGUCGGCGGUGUACGUUGGCGGCGGUGUGGACCUGCUGUCGAGCGCGGUGGUGCUUGACGGCGUGUCGCUGGAGGCGUCGGGCGGUCCGACCGCCUCCGCGAUGCAUGUGGCGUCCUCGUCGAUUCUCAGUCUGCGGAGCCACUCGGUGUUCUCCGUGACGAACGUGUCGGUUGUGAGCAGCGGCGGCGGCCUUGUGCUUGGAGAGCGCCUCGCGGUGGUCGAUUCGGUGCUGCGCUUCGUGGGCGUCGAGGGGUCUGUCGCGUCGUCGCUGGUGCGCUGCGACGGUGGGACGAUCGGUGUCGGCGGGUGGCUGGAGCUGCACGACGUGUGGGCGGUGGGCGAGGCGUCGUCUGUGGCGUCGCUGUCGGGGGUGACGCUGAGCGGCGGCGCCGUGUCGAUUGCGCGCUGCGCUGCCACUGGCGCGACGCUUGUCUCCGGGCCGACGAUCACGAGCGGCGUCGUGUCGGUGCAGUGCAACCUUGCCGGCGGCCGUAUGCUGCAGAGCAGCGGCGACUACCGCAUGGCCGGCCUGUCCUCCGUGAGCGUGGUGCCGUGCGACGGCUGUGCGGCUGCGCUGGCGUGCUUUGCUGCGCUGACGGCGUCGUUCUCCGACUGCGUGUGCGGCUGCCGUGCCGGCGGUCUGGGCGAGGCGUGCCUGCCGUUCGACGUGCCGCCUGCGAGGUCCGGCGGCGGUGGUGGCGGUGCGCAGGACUGCGUGAGUGGCGUGACGCUGACGGAGUCGGUGACGGUUGGCGGCGGGCGGGCGACGGCGUGCUUCGACUCGGUGGUGUUCAGCGGGCCGAUCACCGUGACGGUGGACCUGCGUUCGAUGGACGUGUUCGCUGACGCGCUGAACGUGACGCUGCGCCACUGCGUGCUUGCGGGCGGCGCACAGCUGCGGAUUGGCGGCCUCAGCGAGAGCACGGCGCGCCUGAUGCCCCACGCCCUCGUCAACAUGACGAAUGUGACGUCGGUGGAGGGCACGAUUGUGCUGCAUGGCGCGAUGCCGCCGAACUCGAGUGUGGUGCUGGCGAACUCAACGCUGCGCGCGACGGUUGGCGGGUCGCAGUACGUGCCGACGACCCGUGAACACGAGAGAUUCCGGUACGGCCCCGCGCUUGUCCUGGACGGUGUCCGGCUUCUGUCGACGCGGUUUGUCAUGACGCGGUCGUCACUGGUGUGUGGCGGGGGCUCGUGCGCUGCGAUCCUCGUGGGGCGCGGCUUUGUCGUGAACCUGUCCAGCGUCUUCUACAUGGACAACUGCGCAGUGAGUUCGCAGACGCACGUGAUGUACGCUCUUGCGUCGGACCUGCGUGUCAGCGGUGGCUCCGUGUUCUCCAUACAGAACAGUUCUUGGAGUGCGCCGAGCACCGAAUACUACAACGGCGCGUGUGUGUUCAGGGAUGUCGCGGUGGAUGGCGGCAGCGUGCUGCAGAUUUUGUCUAGCACUUUCCGUUUCGGUUUUGCCAUGCUCAUUGCAAACACGCUGACUGUGACUGGCGGCAGCUGGCUGGUGCACCGCAACAACGAGUUCCGCACCGCCUACGUCGUGUACGUGGCCAAGGAGAACGGCGUGGCGUUUUGCGAUCGGAGUGUGUGGUCGAUACUUUACAACAAACUCACGUACCGCUCGUACUCGUCAACCAUUCCACGCAUGACAAGCAAGUGGUCACCACCGUCCGACUCGCGCCCGAUCAUCUACGGUGUGUGCAACGAGGCACGGGGCUCACCUGUGACGAAUUACCGAGACGACCUCAAUAUUUGGACGCCCGUGAGGGUGUUGGCCUGUGGUGCGUGCACCGUGGACGCCGUGUGCUUUGCUGCGAGGACGAGCAGCAUCAGCGGCUGUGAGUGUGUGUGCGCUGCUGGCGGCUACGGUGACACGUGUCUACCAGCUGCGAUUCCGGACGGCCUUGGGCCGCUCCCGCUCUCAGAUGCGAAGGACACGGAGGUCCGCUGCGUGCACGGUGGCAGCAUCAGCUCUUUGGACGUCCCUGAUCCCGGUGUGCGUGGUCUGUGCUUCGUCAACGUGACAUUCACCGCCGCGAUCGUGCUGGACCUGUCGUAUUUUGACGCACCGGAACAGACACUCAACGUCACGCUGCUGCAGUGCGUUCUCGUGGGCGUGUUGAUCAAGGGGAGUGGUGCGCGCGUGCACGUGAACGUGACAUCCUCGGUUUUGGAUUUUGGUGCAUUGGAGUUUAAGGGUGAUUUUGGCACUGGAUCCCAGAUACUGGUGGCGGGCUGUACGCUUGUGGCGACGUCGGGUUAUGCCAUUGCCUUUCCGGAAUUUUCCCUCAGUACGAACUCGACACUGCUACUACUUGACAACCUCAUUGAAGGAAGUAGUUGCGCAGUGUAUUUAUCCGAUGCUGUUGUUGUUGAUGGUGGCGGGAUCAUUAUAAAGGGAAAUACCCUGAGGGGUGCGGAAGAGGGCGUUCCGUUGGAAUCCGCUGUUUUGUUCGAAUCUGUUGUUGUGGGGAAUUGCGGCUACAUUGAAAUAGAGAACAACACGAUGAGCUCGGCUAAUGGCAUUUAUUUUUAUGGUGACACCACCGUGAGCUCCGCGGGGCUGCUGCGAGUGGCGGACUGCACAUUUGCUGGCAGCACGACGGUUUUGAAUUCCGUGCUGGUGUACUUUGACGGUUCUGUGAUUCUCGAAGGCGGUGCGCAGUGGCGUGUGGAGGGAAACAGCGUGGGUGCAGCCUCACUAUUGAGUAUUUUGUAUUCCCAGCACAACUUUGAGCUUUUGGGCAGCGGCACCACUGUGGUGCUUGCACACAACCGUCAGGUGAACUCGAGGGCUUCCUUUUUCAAUAUUUUCCCAUCGAGCAUUGUCGCGACGUUACCCGCGCGGUUUGUGGUUGGGUGCAACCUGCAGGGCGGUGAGGAGGCGUUGUACGACGACGUGUUUUCGGAGGGCGUGGAGCUGUUUGGGUGUGGCACGUGCAACGACGACGCGGCGUGCUACAUGCCCGGGACGGAGUCGGUGGACCGCAGCUCGUGCUCGUGCAGCUGCAAGGACGGAUGGCAUGGCGCGUCGUGUCUUCCCUUUGAGGUGCCCGACACGGUUGUGCCGCCCGUGGCGGAGAGAGCCGUCGACGGCGACACGAGCUGCGUGGUGAACCAGACGCUGACGGAAAUCACGCUGAGCAUGUGGAAGACGCACCACUGCUUCUUGGGUGUGACAUUCAGCGGCGUGGAUGCUGCGCUGACGUUCUUCUUUAACAGUAUGCCGCUGCAUCUCCCUAUCAACAUCACGCUCACUGGGUGCACGUUCCGUGAGGGUGCCGCGCUGGAGUUUGUUGGAGGUGCUGAGGCGGCCGAGUCAUCCGGCGUCCUGAUCCGCGUGAGCCAGACGGCGAUGCGGUCCUCCGUUGUUGUGUUUGCACUUGCCCUUCCGCAGCACUGCGACAUCGCCGUCACGGAGGUUGACGCGGUGCAGUCCUCCGCAGUGCAUUCGCCGGAAUCUGUGAACAACAUGCUGAGCGUAGUGCUGCUGCGGGAAGUCGUGUUGAGUGCGUCCUCGGUGUUGGUCAGCAACGUCAGGGCGCGUGCAACGAAGCGUGAUGCGUUUGGUUUGUACUCGACCGGGGCGCUGAAGCUGGUGGGUGGCAGCUCGCUGUACACGCGGUACUGCAGCUUUGAUGGGUACACACACCUUUUCCACGUAAAUAUCCUCAGUGUCAGUGACCGCUCUGUUUUUGCGCUGCUCAACAAUACAAUGUCCUCCGGGAAAAGCCUUUUGUAUCAGCACUCCCGAUUCAGCGUGUCGGAUCACAGCGUGUUGUGCGUGGUGGGGAACAGCGUCUUUUCAUCUUAUGCCAUUUACGUCAACAAAUUGUGGACUGUUGAGCGGUCAAGCUGGCUGGACUGGCGCGACAACGACGUGGGAGUGGGUGCGAUGUUCCACGAAUCCGAAUCCACUUUUGUGAGCAUUGACGACAGCAGUGUGGUGACGCUGACGGGCUGCAAGAUGGGCUCGACGGGGCUGUCGGGACCCCUGCUAUCUCGGGUUGACGCCGGUUACCGGUUCGUUGCUGGGUGCCUGACGGUCGCGGGACGUUUGCUGACGACGGCGGCAGAGCUGGAGCUCCACGGCAUCACCAACGUGACGACGGUUGCUGCGUGCGGGCAGUGCACGAAGGAGGGCGACUGCUUUGCACCGCUGACGACGGCGGUCAUUGGCUGCAAGUGCCAGUGCGCUGCUGGAGGGCACGGCGAUGCGUGCGUCCCGGCGCCUGUGCCUGCUGGCCCGCCGCCACUGCCCACGCCGCCACCGCCACCGCCACCGCCGCCCACACCACCGCCACCGCCGGUUGGUGAGUGCAUCAGCGACAUGGUGUACCCCGAGGUUGCGCAGGCUGUGGGCGGCGGGCUGUCGUGGCUGUGCUACCGCAACGUGACGUUCAGCGGGGGCGGCAUGAGCCUGACGGUGCUGAUUGGUGCGAUGACGGGCGACGUGGCGAACGUCACGUUCGAUGGAUGCACGUGGAGGGACGGCGCCGUGCUGUUGCUGUUGGGCAAUGCGUACGCCGCUGUGGGGUCGCUGAACAUCGUCGUCACCGGUAACACAUUUAGUGACGCGCUGCUCAGCCCGGAGGGUGAUUUUCCACCGCACACGAACAUCACGGUCAGCGGGAACCGCUUCACGGUCACGAGGCUGAUCCCUCGGUCGGGUUUGGACCUUGACAGCCCGUCGUGUGUUGCGAUGAAUAGGCUGUGGAUCAGCAACAACUCCGCGGUGGUGCUGAGUGGCAAUGUGUUUCAUAGCGUGACGGCAUCGUCAAGCGCCAUUCACGUUGUUGGAUCUGCGCUGAGGGUGUCGUGGCACUCCGUGUUUGCGGUGGUGGGCAACACAUUUCAUAUGGACGGCGGUAACAGUACGCUGAUACAUCUUGAGGGGUCUAGCCAGUCUUCGUCGCUGAGCGUACUGAACAACUCUGCCGUGGUGAUUCGAGGUAACUUUGUGUCGAGGCCGGUGCGCCAUUUCUUUUUCUUUUUCUGGGCCUUAGGUGUGGAGUCUCAAUCAUCGGUCGUGUUUCAGGACAACGACAUGCAGGGAAGCUCGGUUGUGUUUUAUUCAGAUUUUGCUUCCUACAUUUACUACAACUCCUGGCUGCAGUUGAGCGACAACCUGUGCCGUGUGUCCCCAUUGCAUGCGUUUGCACUCCUGAACCCCACGGUGAAUCUCCGCGACUCCACGGUGUCUGUGUCCGGCAAUCGAUUCAUGUCCAGCACAGGCACGCCGACAGCGCUGCGGAUAUCCACGGGGUCGAGCGAUCUCACAAACGGAGCGAUUUUGUUUGCGUGCAACACUGUGAACGGCGAGGAGCGGGUGAGAUACAUUAUUCCGUCCGUGUACAAUGCCACCAUUUUGACCUGCAGCGAUCCAUGCACCCUCGCGACGUCGUGCUUUCCCGCGUACACGACGACGGCCUCGAGUGAUGGCUGCACCUGCACGUGCGCUGAGGGCGGCCACGGCGAUGCGUGCCUGCCCGUCGCUGUCCCGAGCCA
Molecule: messenger RNA, 6191 nt
Organism: Trypanosoma cruzi
Lineage: Eukaryota; Euglenozoa; Kinetoplastea; Trypanosomatida; Trypanosomatidae
Product: dispersed gene family protein 1 (DGF-1), putative
Exons: 1
Molecular function (GO): Notch binding
Source: RefSeq, a predicted model, not a curated record